AAUAAAGAAACAAAGCCCCGAUGGAUGAGUCGUCCAAAAGCGGGAAAAUGUACCCAUUGCUGAGAAUCUAGUUGGUAUUUCUGGUUGUGAAAGAAGAGAAGUGUCUGUCUGGGGGGCACAUGGGGAUUGCCAUUGCUGGCCCAAGGCAUUUUCUCCCAUGCCCACAUGUGUAUCUUCUAUUUUAUUGAAGUCGUUUAAAACUCUUUUCUUUCAGAGGAAAGAAACGAAGAAGAAAGCUUCAAAGGAAAAUAUUUCAACACUCUGCUCUCUAACUGAGAUCUGAAAUCUGAGAAGAAACACCAAAAUGCAGGAUCCGCGAAAUCUAAAUCCGAACCCGGAUCCUGCAUUUCCCUCCUUCACCCAAAAUAUGCCGUCUUUUUCCAACCCAGCCCAAUAUCGUGGUUCUUAUCACAGGCGAGCCCAAUCCGAAGUCCAGUUCCGGAUUCCAGACGACUUGGAUCUCGUGUCCGAUCCCUUCGAAGGGUUAGGAUCCGAAGACGACAUGCUUUGUAGUUACAUGGACAUUGAGAUGCCAGGGGAAUCAGCGAAGGGAGUCGAGGCGGCUGCUGGGUCUUGGAGUCAGAACCCGAAAGGAGAGGAAGUGAGUGGUGGGUCGGGGAUAGGGGAGAAGUAUAAUGGAGGAGGGAAAGGAAGGCAUAGGUAUAGCAAUUCGGUUGAUGGAUGCUCCAUAAUGGAGUCCAUUGAAGCUAAGAAAGCCAUGGCUCCUGAUAAACUUGCUGAAUUGUGGACAAUUGACCCAAAGAGAGCUAAAAGGAUCAUUGCAAAUCGGCGGUCGGCUACACGCUCAAAAGAGAAGAAAGCCCUAUAUAUGUCUGAAUUGGAGAGGAAAGUCCAAACACUUCAAACGGAAGCAACGACUCUUUCUGCACACCUAACCCUAUUCCAGAGAGAUACGACAGGCUUGACUACUGAGAACGCUGAGCUUAAGCUCCGGCUACAAGCAAUGGAACAACAGGCGCAGCUAUCUGAUGCUCUAAAUGAAGCAUUAAAGAAAGAAGUAGAGAGGCUCAAGACUGCUACUGGAGAAAUAACGACGCCGACUGAUACCUUCAAUUUAGGAAUGCACCAUAUAUCAUACGCCCAAUCUUCCUUCUUUCCUCCUCAGAAUACACAACUGCCACCAUUUCAUCCUUUCCAUUCUAACUUAUUGACAUCUUCCUUGAAUACCAACUCGCAUGCCUUGGCCGACAUGAUGCAACAAGAUCCUCUUGGCCUAUUGCAAGGGCUUGAUACCAGUAGCAGGGGCUCGCCCUUUGUGAAAUCUGAAAGCCCCUCAAUUUGUGCCGCUGAAAGCAGUGGAACAGUAUGAUUACAAGUUCUUCUGUGUUGGAUUGUUCAUAGACUGACCUUAUUGACAUUAAAAGGUACUAAUCAUUUGAAUUAAAUUCUUCUAAUGCGAUUGGGAUGUUUAGAGUUUUUCUGUAGGUUUUAGUUGGUGUUGAGAUAAUUCAAAAAUCUGUUGGUUGUGAAUUUUCAAUUUCAUUUGUUGGGAGAAAUUAUGUGGGUGUGGGAUUAGAAGCUUGAUCCCUAGGAGUAGAUGAAUACAACAUCUCAAGCCUGCCGCUCCCAUUGUUUUGUUUAAAGUUGUAUUGCUGGUGAAUUUCUUCUAAUUGUUUUUGUCUCAGUUGCAUAUA
Messenger RNA from Gossypium raimondii (Peruvian cotton), 1655 nucleotides. RefSeq names its product bZIP transcription factor 18. Gene Ontology annotation, molecular function: DNA-binding transcription factor activity. The transcript has 4 exons. The record is from RefSeq and is a predicted model, not a curated record. Lineage: Eukaryota; Viridiplantae; Streptophyta; Magnoliopsida; Malvales; Malvaceae. Bases 305 to 1330 code for a protein of 341 amino acids. Gene Ontology annotation, cellular component: nucleus. Gene Ontology annotation, biological process: regulation of DNA-templated transcription.